Peniophora sp. CBMAI 1063 is the source of this 333-nucleotide messenger RNA. Lineage: Eukaryota; Fungi; Basidiomycota; Agaricomycetes; Russulales; Peniophoraceae. The record is from the annotation of a GenBank genome assembly.
AUGGCUGACAUGGAAGUUGACCCUCCCGCCCCGGCGCCCGCGAAGAAGGACGAUGACAAGAAGAAACGAUUUGAAGUCAAGAAAUGGAACGCCGUGGCGCUCUGGGCCUGGGACAUUGUUGUCGAUAACUGUGCCAUUUGCCGGAACCAUAUCAUGGACUUGUGCAUCGAUUGUCAGGCCAACCAGGUCUCUGCCACCAGUGAAGAGUGUAAUGCUGCAUGGGGUAUCUGUAAUCACGCAUUCCACUUCCACUGCAUCUCUCGCUGGCUCAAGACGCGUAACGUCUGCCCUCUGGACAAUCGCGAGUGGGAACUCCAGAAGUACGGUCGUUGA